Messenger RNA from Morchella sextelata, 2480 nucleotides. RefSeq lists its product as uncharacterized. Gene Ontology annotation, molecular function: catalytic activity. The transcript has a single exon. The annotation marks the transcript as partial. NCBI's taxonomy places the organism in Eukaryota, Fungi, Ascomycota, Pezizomycetes, Pezizales, Morchellaceae. The record is from RefSeq and is a predicted model, not a curated record.
UGCUCCUCACACUCUUUUCGAUCCCAAUAACCCACCAAGCCCACAUAAUCGCAAUUCAAGAACCCCCCCUCCAUAAUGGGAAACCCCCCCCAGUGCCGUCCUUUACACUCCUUUGCCCCUCACCCGUCAGAGCAGAUGAUAAAAUAUCCUCAUGCAUCUACCUUAAUACCAACAUCCUUGAUAAGAAUUCCUUCGCUGCCCUUCCAUCGCACAGAGGAGAUAUCGUUUCCGUCAAUCUCUUCUGUAAAACAAGCAUAAAUACCCACUUAACUGUUACGAUAACCAGUCUAUAUAAUAGACAACUGGACAACGCCACCCGGUCGCUAAGCCCUCCAAGUAUCUUUAGUACAUCCGAUAACCCACGCCUAAUCUUAGGAGAUUUUAAUAUCCACUCCCCCUCCGCCGACCCUCUCCGCUCCCUCUCCCAGCGAGAACUCCGCCUCUCACAGCCCUACUUCGACACAGCAACCCGCUUUGGGUUCCUACUCCUAAAUACCCCAGGCAUUCACACCAGACUAUCCCCUGACCCCAAUAAAAGGCAUAGCGUGAUAGACCUCGCUUUCGCCAACCCCCAGGCCAACGCUCUAGUCAGGAAAUGCACCCCCCUAUCAAACACGUCAGGAUCCGAUCAUCGAAUCAUCGCCAUCUCAAUGUCACUCCCGUCAGCAGACUUCACCCCAUAUCGAACCCCCAAUUGGAAGCGAACAAACGGGCCCCCCCUCACCGACGAACUCAAACAAACCACAAUCCCCCCAUGCCCCAUGCCCGCCAUGGUAGAUGAUUGGUUUGAAAAAUCCCUCACCGCUCUUACAGACCUUAUAAAGUCACACACGCCAAUGAAAACGAUCUCCCAGUGGUCAAAACCAUGGUGGACAGGGAACCUCACCCAACUCCGAACCAUCUUCCACACAGUACACAGAGCAUACAGGAAAGGCAGAGCGCCCCCUUUCGAAAUGAAAGCCGCCAAAAAUGCCUACUUCAAUGCAAUAAAACAAGCAAAGCAAGAGCACUGGAACUCAUUCGUUUCCAACGCCAGGUCCCAGGACCUCUGGAGACUGAAGAAAAUGGCAUCAAAGAUGGAAGACCGUGUCCCCUCACUCCCAAACUCACCCACACCCACCCUCCUCAAUAAGAACCUAAUCAACGCCUUCUUCCCACCUAGAACAGAAACACCAUCACCACCACCCAUCAACUACCAAGACGUGACACCCAUAACCCCUGAGGAAGUCCAAAACGUCUUGAAAACAACCUCCAAUCUCUCAGCAUCAGGCCCAGACACAAUCCCAUACAGUGUCUGGAAGAAAAUCCAUAAGGCAAACCCCCUCAUCAUAACCUCCCUCCUCAACCCACUCCUCGCGCAUGGAUACCACCCCCUCUCUCUCAAAAGAGCCAACGGUGUUAUACUUGCAAAACCAGGAAAGUCCGACUACUCCUCCCCCGCGGCGUACAGAAUUAUCGUCCUCCUUCAAACCUUCUCCAAAAUUCUGGAAAAGAUCGUCACACUUCGCCUUGCAAAGAUCGCAACCGCCACAGGCCUUAUCCACCCCCACCAAUGCGGUUCUAUCGCCGGCCUCUCUACAGCCGACGCCGUUACUACGCUAAUACAUGAGACGAAAGCAAUGCAGCUAGCUAAGCUGAAAGUCUCCACCCUCUUCCUCCACAUCAAAGGGGGCUUCGACCAUGUUCUUAAACAAACCCUUGCCCCCCUCCUCGCCGCCAAAUCAGUCCCCCUAUACAUAAUCAACUGGACCCUAUCCUUCCUCUCCGACAGGCACAUCACCCUCCUGUUUAAAGGCUCCCCGAAGAUCCCCACUCCAGUUCAAGUAGGGGUGCCCCAAGGUUCCCCCAUCUCCCCCCUUCUCUUCGUCAUCUACGUCAAUUUCCUCCACAACUACGACCCAUCCCCUGGACUCACCCUCUCAUACGUGGACGACUUCGCCAUCACAGUCGGCUCAACAUCAUACCAGCAAAACAUUACCAUCCUUCAGAAUCACUACCAAACGCUAACAGCCCUGGCCACGCCUCAAAAUGUUUCCUUCUCAGUAGCAAAAACAGAGUUAAUGCACUGGCGAACACCAAGAGACAAAUCCCCGACCUGCCACACCCCAAUCCUCCUAGACGGACAAGAAUUCCAACCCGGGUACCAAGUCAGAUGGGUGGGCUUCUGGCUCUCCCCCUCUUUUAACCCCAACACCCACUUCCUAAGGAGACUAGCCUCAGCAAGGUCGGCCUUCGGCCUUAUCCAACGCUUCUCAUCCGCAGGCAAAGGCCUCUCCUCCCGCAACUGCCAAAAGGCCGCCACCCUAGUGAUAAGACCCAUGCUUACCUAUGGCGCAAACGUUCUCACCUGUAACAGCAACUAUGUAUUUCGGCUAGAUAAUAGAUUGGUACGAGAUAAGGAGGUAUUGUGUAGUGGGAUUAGGAUUUGUAAUGAGGAUUUCUGUUAUGUUCUUUUAGUUUCUGUUACGCGGAAGUAUUAG